Messenger RNA from Sphaeroforma arctica JP610, 2027 nucleotides. RefSeq lists its product as hypothetical. Lineage: Eukaryota; Ichthyosporea; Ichthyophonida. The record is from RefSeq and is a predicted model, not a curated record. The transcript is spliced from 9 exons. The coding region runs from base 324 to 1133 and encodes 269 amino acids.
AUGAUCUUCAAUUCCAGCCUGAACGCCCUCAAUCAGGGACUCAAGUGCAGUAACAGGGAAUUGCUGAUCAGUCUGAGCGUCAUGAUGGGCGUUACGGUAGUCUUCCUGGCCAUCUACUACUCUCUCACAGACAACUCGAAAGAGAUUGUUCUGGUAGGGGACAAGCUGUGGCUCACGUGCCCUAUGAGUGUGGACCAAUAUGUCAUUCUCGCAUCACAAGCCGCGAUGAUGUCGAUACAAAUUAAUUUUAUCAGGUGGGAGCUGUAUUGGCAUUCCAGGUGCGCCGAGUGCCAUCCGAUUUCAAAGAGAGUAGUCUGAUCGGAAUGGCCAUUUAUAAUUGGAUCUUCUUGACCGUAGGAGCCAUACCAAUCCUGCUUCUCACACCCAGUGACAACAACACAACCCUGGUUAUCAGAAGCGUGUACAUCAUGCUCAACUUCAUGGUAACAGCCGCGCUGUUGGUCUUCUAUAAACUAUUAUUGAUCUAUCAUGACAGGAACAAAGAGAUGCGAAAGAGUCUCAUGUCCGAAACCGGGAAUCAUCCUCCGUGUAACCGAUUCAAAGCCAGCCCCAGGCUUCGCGAUACUCCUGGAGAUGGCCCCCGCGCAAGAACACGCAUCAUAUCUCUACUGACAUUGUGCCCUGUGAUUCCUUGGCACUCAAUAGGCUGCCAACCGCUGUCCAAGAGCUCGAGCGCUGAAAUCGGGGGAUCGGUACCGAUGCGGUCCUCCAUGUUUACCUCGUCAGGCGGGGCGCUCCUGGAUGUGCCUUCCCGCGGCAGUUCUAUCCUCAGGAGAACCCCUACGCUGAGCUCACAGUCAAGAAUAUUAUCGCCGAAACCUGGUUCGUCAAUCGAAGGCACCGAAUUGCGACGAGGCCAUUCCCUACCCAUCGGGCGAAAUGGAACACCAGCUACUGCUGUAGCAGGCCAAAUCAUCUCUGAUUGUGUAGAGCUGUGUUCUGUAGAUUUCAGUGAGUCAGUCCUGGGCGAAGCACCCAUUGAGGGCGGGAAAGGUAAGAAGAAGAUGGAAGUCGCCAGAGACUACGCUACUAAAGGCACUAUCUCCGUAUCUGAGGUCAAUAGCAGUACUGAUCUGGGUCAGAGUUCAACAGAGACAUCGGAUAAGCUGUAGGGUGUAUGCGUACUCUAUAUACACACAUUAUAUAUAUAUAUGUAUAUUUAUAUAUAUAUAUAUAUAUAUAUAUGCUGAUCUGGCCACCUUGCGAAAUAAGAUUCCGUUGGGGUGAGAAUCCUUUCGGAAGUAGUGCACUUCUGCACCGAUUCAGUUGCUAUGCGCUGAAUGGCGCACGAGUGGUAUUUGCGAUAUGAAUGCCAUAGAUUCAAAUAUCUCAUCUGUAGCUGAGACGACGCACCCACAUGCGGUGCGGUGGUACACUCACCAGAGACUAGCUCACAUCAAUUCUUGGUUUUACUAAACCCUAAAACCGCCAAACCCCUAGGCCGUUGACAGACACGCGCACAGCACCGAUAAGUGUGUGUGCUUGUAUGGAUGGAUGGCAUACACAAGCGUUAAACGCGGAGCUUAAAUAUAAAUAAGUACAAAAGCAUGCGAUGCCCGUCACAGCUCCGCCAAACGUUACCGACGAAAUAGAACCGCAGUCAUUACGCUGCUCCGAUAGAAGGUAGAGCCGAGCAAUAGCCUCGGGGGGAGAAGUCACUGCAAGACACACCUCCACGAGAGAAUUGGCGAUGGAUGAGUAGCACAUCCGAGAUGUUAGUAGACUAAUAAUGAAUUAUAGUAAGCCCGUUGUGGGCAACAAUCAACAUAUACGAGGCAUGCAUAGCCUCGAACCUAUAGAGGUAUAUGUGACUGUCACAAUUCGGCGUGCUAUGUACGCGACGUUCUUGAGUCGUCGAGUACGUACGAACACGCAAAUAGCAAACCCCAUAGGCAGUUGUCCAACAAAUGCUAAAGAAAUUAAAUAUAGAAUGGAAAUAAACCUUCUAAAUGCUUAAAGUGUGUAUAACUAAAUAGAGAAUAUUAAAAAUAAACCCUUUAAAAUGC